CGAGCCGCUGGAAGGCGCCACGAGCUCACGGGCAUGGAGCUGGCGGGAGCAGAGUGCGGCACGAGGGCUCUGUCCCUGGCGUUCGCUGCCAUGGCUGCUCUCCUCGUAGGCCUGGACAGAGAGACCGAGACGGUGGUAUUCAUCAGGAGAACGGCCACUGCCAGGGAUUUGACUGCCCUUUGGGUGAUGACCGUGACUGCUUCUGUGGCCGCCGGGUAUCACUUUCUGCAGCUCUGCCGGAGCAUGGCUUCGGCCGGCCUUGGCCGGAGUUCGAGUCUGCAGAGCAAGUUGGCGGCGUGGCUCCAGUUCCUGCUAGACCAGGGAGCCGCAUAUGCCACCUUCCUAACAACCAUGGCGGGGCUCCAAGGGUCGCUGGUGGGGGUGUUCGGCGUGCACAAAUUGCAAUGGAUGAAGCUAUGCAACAUCUACGGUAGGUUCUGCCGGGAGAUCGGCGGCGGUGUGAUAUGCGCGUUAGUCGCAACUUUUACCAUGGCAAUUGUGGCGGCCAUCUCCGCCCACCGCCUUUUCAAGCUCUAUCCUCGCGGCUCUUUACACUCAAAAGGCAGUACGUGAGAGAUUGGUAGGACCAUGAGAUUGAAGGCCUGGCUCGAGCAGCAUGGAAACAUGAAUGAAUGAUAUUUGUCAACACUUUAUGUGACAUUAUUUACUUAGAUCUACUCCUCUUAAUGAUUGCAACAGCCGGCUG
This is a messenger RNA of Zingiber officinale, 706 nucleotides long. RefSeq names its product CASP-like protein 2C1. The record is from RefSeq and is a predicted model, not a curated record. The transcript is spliced from 4 exons. NCBI's taxonomy places the organism in Eukaryota, Viridiplantae, Streptophyta, Magnoliopsida, Zingiberales, Zingiberaceae. The coding region runs from base 34 to 573 and encodes 179 amino acids.